Messenger RNA from Ylistrum balloti, 4836 nucleotides. Its product is annotated as protein tyrosine phosphatase type IVA 2-like. The coding region runs from base 1231 to 1755 and encodes 174 amino acids. Gene Ontology annotation, molecular function: protein tyrosine phosphatase activity. NCBI's taxonomy places the organism in Eukaryota, Metazoa, Mollusca, Bivalvia, Pectinida, Pectinidae. The transcript has 5 exons. The record is from RefSeq and is a predicted model, not a curated record. Gene Ontology annotation, cellular component: nucleus. Gene Ontology annotation, biological process: protein dephosphorylation.
GUUGUGUAUUCCUCUUCUCAUCGUCUCUGUCAUUGUAUUUCUUAUUGUCUUGUCUGAUUGCACUCCUUGUCGGAUCUACCCCCACCCUGUGUGGAGCCAAGCAUUCGUCCAGGAUUGGUUCAUCAUUGUAAUACUUUCGUUUUUGUCUAAAACUCUGUUGUCACCUUUUGCCAAAGCAAGCAGUGGCUGUCUUGCUGUUUUGUUUUACGGAUGUAGCAGUCUUGAGUGUUGAACCAGCCAUUAUAAAACGGUGCUUGUAUACCUCCAGUGAGAUUUUAAACCUCCCUCGAGAUUUCAUUCGUGACAUAGUGUACAGCUGUACAGCAGUUGCGAGUGUGAAAAUUCAAACAUAUGUCAACUUACGGGCUGUUGCUGAAGGAUUGAUCAAGAAUACUUCCUUUACCAACUGUUAUUGUUUACAGUGACAAGUGAUAGUCCCUACAUCUUGUAAAACUUGAAUCCAUUACGGUGUCGAAAGUGACCAUCAAACCACUAAAUGGGGUAAAUUAAUUUAAGUGGUGUCUAGUUUCUCAAAAACUGUAGACAUACUUUGUGGAAUUUUAUAAAAAUAUUGAGGAAAAAGUUACGAGUUGGAUGUGGCAAGUAACAGUUCAGACGCCCGCUCGUCUUUCAUCAGUCGGUUUAGUCUUGGUGGAGUAAUCGUGUUGUCGUUUUUGCGUACCUCAGAUUUCAUCCUGUUCACUAAAGUGUUUGAUUGUUGUUCUGUGGGUAAGAUAUAUAUAUAUUGACUGUUGUGUUCCAGUUAUAAAACUGAUAUGUAUAUAUAUAUGAAUAUAUAAUAUUGGUGGUGCAUUGAUAUUCAAUAGCUAAGAAUAUAAAUAUAUUUUUCUCUGCUUUAUACGGAUAUAUAUUGUGUUCAUAGAGUAGCAAAAUCUGGAUUUAUUUUUUUGUGAAGCGUGGAUAUUUACUCCGAGACCUGGUCUUUAAUGUGGAUGCCUUUCACAAAAUCAUCGCUUGUAUAAGUAUAUUAAUGCACCUUUUGUUUUAUUCUGGUGAAAUUAUGGUCAUGUAUCCCUGAAUUAGUGGGAAAACAUUACGGAAAUCUAAUGUGCCCUUUUCCGUAAAUAAAAGAGUUGAAGUUCGAUGUAAAAGUUUGUUGAACCCGGGACAUCUAAGUCUCCAAGUUACUUGAAGAAGAGUGGAAGUAGAAAAGGAAGAGGAAGCUUUCCUUUGAACUUGAUAAUUUGGAAUUCAAGGAUUUGUCAGCUAAUGUCUGUAAAUAUGAAGGCCAGACGACCCGACCCGGCUGAGAUCGAGUAUAAGAACAUGAGAUUUUUAAUAAUGGACAGACCAACAGAUGCUACCAUGGACAAAUUUAUAGAAGAACUUAAGAAACGUGGUGCUAAAGAUGUUGUCAGAGUUUGUGAGCCUACGUACAAGACAGAAAAAUUGGAUACCCAAGGAAUUCGUGUCUUGGACUGGCAGUUUGAUGAUGGAAAUCCUCCUCCCCUGAUGGUGAUGGACGAGUGGUUCAACCUGCUCAAGACCCGCUUCAAGGAAGAGCCUGGUUGUUGUGUGGCAGUCCACUGUGUUGCAGGACUUGGAAGAGCUCCUGUUUUGGUGGCAUUAGCUUUGAUUGAAUGUGGAAUGAAAUACGAAGAUGCAGUGGAACUAAUUCGCAGCAAAAGACGUGGUGCCAUCAACGCCAAACAACUUUCCUUCCUUGCGGACUACCGGCCGAAGUCACGUCUAAAGUUACGUGGUAAUGGACACAAGCAGUGUUGUAUAAUGUAGACCUGAUAGCUCAUCAUCAUGUUAUAAGUUAUGUUUCAUCUCCUGUUGUCACACAGGAGUGCUUUGACAACUGAUGUAAAACUAACUGUGAUUGGAGGGGAUUGAGAGGAGACCUUAUAACAGUAGUGUUGUUGGCAUGUGAUAAUUCAGCUGGAUGGAAUAUGGAGAGAAUGAUCAGGGUUGAUAAAAUAUCUGUGAUCAGAUUAGCUACUUCAGAAAUCACUUUAUAUUCAAACAAUCAACUUUGAUGAAUUAUAUUGGUAUGAAGAAUUGUACAUACUUAAUUGUAAAAAAGUUCACCAGCAGGUUGUUGUUUUUUUAGGUCAAGCAAAUUUGGGAAAUGUUUUCUGGAUAGAAUCUUUGAUAAAAUAUUUGCGAUCUUUACAACAAUGGUCAUGAUGUUAAUUUUUGUUUCAAAGACUGGUUUGUGUUGAUUUCCAACUGUUAAAACUUGUUGGCAGACAUUUUGCUUUGCCAUUGAAAGACAAUAUAUUGCACUGAUAUUGAUUUCUAAAAAUAAAUAAAGGUAAAUUGGAUCCCCUGUACUUUUCUGCCAUGAAAUCAUCUUUUGGUUGAAGAUGUUUUACUUAUCAACAAGAUAACUUGUGGUUCUGUUUAAUAAUAUUGUGUAAGGCAAAUCAUGACACCUUAAUUUGAAAGUCAUCUUUAACGUAUAUCACACUAAAAACAACAAGUUAGCCAUCAGGAUAACAUUUUCAAGCAUAUCAAAAUGCAUUGGAAGGACCUUAGAAGGCUACAAAAUGGAAAUGAAUGGGAAUCUAUCCUAAAUGAAAUAAAUAGAUACAUGUUUAGGUUCAUUAUACAGAUGACAAAACAGGCAUGGAAAAUAGGCAGUAACACUGUCUUUAGCAACUGAAUGUGUUCACCCCUCUGUUUCUGUAAUAGACUAUUCUUGCCAUUAUAUUUCACUAGCCUAUUUCAUGUUACAGAGAUACUUACAUAAAAUAACACUUUAAAGUAGAAAUUCUUAAUAGUAAAUUUUAGAUACAGUUAUAACUGUACAACUGAAGGGAAAUAACUCUCAAAGCAAAGUCCUCCCUUUUGUAUUCUAAUAUAUGUUAUAAAGUAUACAGUUCAAAAUUUGAAGAAAUUUCAAGAAACAUGACUUUUCGUCUCCAAUUGACUACCUUCAAAAUAUAGGGGGUGGCAGUGUUUGAAUGUUGAGAGAGGUGGGGGUAAAAAAUUUGAAUUCAGAAACAGAAGGGGGGCUUUCAUCAGUGGGGACUACAUGAAAUACAAGAAAUGAAGUGUCCAUGAAAUGGUUUCAGACAUCCCUGGUAUAAAGUUAUCUUAUCCAGAGAUCAGACAAAGAAAAGUGAAUAAGUUUGUUGACUGAAUGUGUGUAUUCUAGGUAAGAACAAAAAGGCAAUAUCCUUCUGCUAAUUAUCAGAACAUAAUCAAUUUGAUAUGGUUUUAAGCCUGUUGUGUAAGAAAAUCCUGAUGUAAAUGAUUGAAAAUCGGUGAUUAGGAGUAAAUUAUUUUUGAAAAUUAUUUAUUGCAUGUAUGUGUGAUUGUGUUCAGAAUGGUGUGAUGUACUAUAGAAUCUGGCACAUUACACUCUGGUUCAAUAUAUAUAUAUAUUUUCAUCCUAUGUAAAGAAGGACUGAACAAAGAUCUCUCCUAUAAUAUGUAUUGUCCCAUGAAUGAGGAAGGGAGAUAAUAAAAAGCAAUUUGUCUGUACUAAAACUGUCAUCUCUGCAUGGUCAGAGAGGGAUACAAUCUGUUGUGACCUUCUCGAGAUAGAGAGUAAACUGUUUUCAUCAUAAAGGGAGAUUAUCUGUUGCUGUUAUCGUCAGCAAUUGAUAAUCAAUCUCAUUAGCAAGGGAGAUAAUUCAUUUUUACCUUCCUUGACCUUCAUGAAGGGAGAGAGAUCAGUCCAGUUUAUUCUCAUAUGUUGUUCUUUGAUAUUAUAGUUCACAUUUGCACCUUUUGCUUGGCUUAGAUGGAUUCAAUCAGCUAGCUUUAUUCUUGGUCUGGGAAUUUCUCUUCAAGUUUCAGUCUUCAGUCUCAUGUCUGUUUCACCCCGUUCACAUCUUUUCGAUUAAAAUGCUCCACAUUGAGUUCAGAUCACUUUCCUCAAGUGGCAUUGUAGCCAAGCUCUCAUCCAGAUUAUAUCCUGUCAGGUUCCACCUUGUGAAGGACUCUCUAUUUCGGAAGUUUGUUGUUGUUUCCCAAUGGAUGUGGAUAUGGUUUUCAUUUACAUCCAAUCAGAGUUCAGCCAUACUUCCAUAAAAGAUGCUGUCUGCAUCCCACUGGGAUCUGUCCUAGUAUCCAUCUACACUCACUGCAUUCCUCAUGGUUCCUGGGCACCAUGCCUUUUAAUUCCCCACAAUAGAACCAGGUGAACUAGUCUAACAUUGUUGCAAGUGUGAUCAAAUCAAAUUGGUCUCCUAUGACAUCAAGGUACCAUGAUGACUUUUGAAAUUUCAUCAAAUUUGGGAUGCAUGUAUCAUUGAUGAAUGAUAUUGAAUUCCAAAUCAGAUAUGUAUGUUGGCAAUAUUUGUAAGAAGCCUAGUUCACCAUUCAGAAUGUUGACAGAUUUCACCUACUCUUUGAUACAUCCAGUUGUCACUGCCCAUAUGACAGUUAUUUUUAUUAUGUUUUUUUUUUUUGUAUUUUCAUGUUUCAUUUUUUUCCCUUUUUUUCCCCAAUCAUCAGUCAUCAAUGAAAUAGUUUUUGCCAUUUUAGUUUUACAAUUAAAACAAGAAAUGAGAAGGUAGGGUGAGAGAUCUCCCCUUCUCAAAUCGAUAUUAUCUCCCUUGAUUUCACAAUCUCUGUGAUAUGUAUACUUAAUGUAUUUACAUGACACAAUGGGAGACAACCUGAAAUCGUCUCUGAAAAUCUAUGUUCGAAUAUAUACUGCCUGUAAAAAACAAAUGAAUGGAAACUCAUACUUAUUUGAUUGAAAAUGAAAUGUCAGAUCUUUAAAAGUGUGAGUUCAAUGAAAUUGAUAUGAAAUGUCAACUUUCCAUAAGCAUUUAUGUAACAAUAUGAAUCUGAAGUAAUGCAUUUGUAUAUAUAUAUGCAGAUAUUGAACUUCGUCAAUAAAUAUAAAUUACC